AUGGCCUGUGGAUGGUCCCUGACCCCCAACGACCCCACCGUGGCCACUGGUGCCUGUGGUGGCCCCCAGUAUGGUCUUGGGGGCAACCGACCCCCUUACCCCGCCGCCCUGCCCACAGGAGUGCCCGACGUGUCAGCCUCAGGAAGUAGCCGAAAUACACUGACCUCCUUUUCCAGAAGGCAGCGGCGCCUGGGCCUCCCACCCUCUCGGUAUGUGCUCUGGUACUUGUGUGCCCUCCUGUGGGAGGCUGACACUAUAGGCCUCACAGGCAGCUUUGUGCAGGGAGCAGAUCCAGGGUCCCAGGGAAGGAGCCGGUUGCUGGCAUGGGUGCUGUGGUUGCAGGCCUGGCGGGUGGCGGCGCCAUGCCCGGGUGCCUGUGUAUGCUACAAUGAGCCCAAAGUGACAACAAGCUGCCCCCAGCAGGGCCUGCAGGCCGUGCCUACCGGCAUCCCUGCCGCCAGCCAGCGCAUCUUCCUGCAUGGCAACCACAUCUCACAUGUGCCAGCUGCCGGCUUCCACGCCUGCCGCAACCUCACCAUCCUGUGGCUACACUCGAAUGCACUGGCCCGGAUCGACGCCGCCGCCUUUGCUGGCCUGACCCUCCUGGAGCAGCUGGACCUCAGUGACAAUGCACAGCUGCGCACCGUGGACCCCACCACAUUCCAUGGCCUGAGUCGCCUGCACACACUGCACCUGGACCGCUGCGGCCUGCAAGAACUGGGCCCAGGCCUGUUCCGUGGCCUAGCUGCCCUGCAGUACCUCUACCUACAGGACAACUGGCUGCAGGCACUGCCCGACGACGCCUUCCGUGACCUGGGCAACCUCACGCACCUCUUCCUGCACGGCAACCGCAUCCCCAGCGUGCCCGAGCGUGCUUUCCGUGGCCUGCACAGCCUCGACCGCCUCCUGCUGCACCAGAACCGCGUGGCCCGCGUGCACCCGCACGCCUUCCGUGACCUUGGCCGCCUCAUGACACUCUACUUGUUUGCCAACAACCUCUCAGCGCUGCCAGCAGAGGCCCUGGUGCCCCUGCGUGCCCUGCAGUACCUGCGGCUCAAUGACAACCCCUGGGUGUGCGACUGCCGGGCACGCCCGCUCUGGGCCUGGCUGCAGAAUUUCCGCGGCUCCUCCUCUGAGCUGCUCUGCAGCCUGCCCCUUCGCCUGGCUGGCCGCGACCUCAAGCGUCUGGCCACCAAUGACCUGGAGGGCUGUGCUGUGGCCACUCGGCCCUCCCGUCCCAUCCGGACCGGCGGGCUCACCGAUGAGGAGCUGCUAGGACUGCCCAAGUGCUGCCAGCCCGACGCCGCAGACAAGACCAAUGUGCUGGAGGCCGGGAGUCCGGCCUCAGCUGGCAAUGCGCUCAAGGGGCGUGUGCCGCCUGGUGACAGCCCACCAGGCAAUGGCUCGAGCCCGAGGCACAUCAACGACUCCCCCUUUGGGACCCUGCCCAACUCAGCUGAGCCCCCGCUGACCGCACUGCGGCCUGAGGGCUCUGAGCCACCAGGGCUCCCCACCACGGGCCCUCGGCGGAGGCCAGGCUGCUCCCGCAAGAACCGCACCCGCAGCCAGUGCCGGCUGGGCCAGGCGGGCAGCGGGGGUGGCGGAGCUGGCGGAGCUGGCGAGGUGGAAGGCUCGGGUGCCCUGCCCACCCUCACUUACAGCUUCGCCCCCCUGGGCCUCGCACUGGUGCUGUGGACAGUGCUCGGGCCCUGCUGA
Messenger RNA from Cynocephalus volans (Philippine flying lemur), 1716 nucleotides. It is a transcript of the gene RTN4R, whose product is annotated as reticulon 4 receptor. The transcript has 4 exons. NCBI's taxonomy places the organism in Eukaryota, Metazoa, Chordata, Mammalia, Dermoptera, Cynocephalidae. Gene Ontology annotation, molecular function: protein binding. The coding region runs from base 1 to 1716 and encodes 571 amino acids. The record is from RefSeq and is a predicted model, not a curated record.